Lathyrus oleraceus (garden pea) is the source of this 1382-nucleotide messenger RNA. RefSeq lists its product as uncharacterized. Gene Ontology annotation, cellular component: tRNA (m1A) methyltransferase complex; nucleus. Lineage: Eukaryota; Viridiplantae; Streptophyta; Magnoliopsida; Fabales; Fabaceae. Gene Ontology annotation, biological process: tRNA methylation. Gene Ontology annotation, molecular function: tRNA (adenine(58)-N1)-methyltransferase activity. The record is from RefSeq and is a predicted model, not a curated record. The coding region runs from base 203 to 1132 and encodes 309 amino acids. The transcript is spliced from 4 exons.
AAACUCAAAUUAAUCAAAACCGAACGGCUACUAGUUAGAAAUUAGGUCAAUGCCGUUGUUUGCGGGUUCAUAAUAUGAAAAACAGAUCGACCUCCGAACCCUAAUUUCCUCAACUUCAAAAUUAAAGCCAUUAAUUGGGAAAAGCAAGUUUUCAGCUUUUUAAUUAGAGUUUCAGGUUGAAGGAUUUGAAGACUUUUUCAAUAUGUUGGCUAGUCAUCCUGAGAAAAGAAUAUCGUUCAAUCGAUCGAUUAGUUAUGGCGAUCUGGUUAUUGUUUACGAGAGGCAUGACAAUAUGAAGGCUGUAACAGUGUCUGAGGGUUCGGUUUUACAGAAUCGUUUUGGUGUUUUUAAACAUUCAGAUUGGAUUGGAAAGCCUUUUGGGGGUAAAGUAUUCAGCAGUAAGGGUGGUUUUGUUUACUUGUUAGCUCCCACACCAGAACUAUGGACUCUGGUGUUAAGUCACAGGACUCAAAUUCUUUAUAUUGCGGAUAUUAGUUUGGUUGUCAUGAACUUGGAGAUUGUUCCUGGUUGUUUGGUUCUUGAAUCGGGAACUGGAAGUGGGUCUUUAACUACUUCACUUGCAAGAGCAGUCGCACCUAAAGGACAUGUCUAUACAUUUGAUUUCCAUGAACAAAGGGCUGCACUGGCUAGGGAUGAUUUUGAGAGAACAGGUUUAAGCAGCUUAAUCAGUGUGGGAGUUAGGGACAUUCAGGGCAAGGGAUUUCCUGAUGAAUUUAUUGGCAAGGCCGACUCUGUAUUUUUGGAUCUACCUCAACCUUGGUUGGCCAUUCCUUCCGCUGCAAAAAUGCUUAAACAAGAUGCCACAUUGUGCUCAUUCUCUCCGUGUGUUGAACAAGUACAACGAUCGUGUGAUGCUCUUCAGUCCUGCUUCACAGAUAUAAGAACAUUUGAGGUACUCUUACGCCAAUAUGAAGUUCGGGAAGAGAAAAUGGAAAGCUUUCAUGGAGAUGACAAUGGUUCUAAUGGUUCUCUUUCUCGCAAGAGGAGACAGUGUUCAGAUGGAAACUAUGUUCUCAGCGAUUCUACUUCUUCUGUCAUGGCUAGACCUUGUGGUGAAGCUCGAGGUCACACAGGCUAUUUGACAUUUGCAAGACUUAAAUGCUUUUUAUGACCAGGUUCUUCAAUCAUGUCCUUCAAUUUUGGUAGCAGAGAAAAACUAUUGUAUUCUUCGUACUUUUCAAUUUGAGCAUGAUGCAAGAAAUUGUUGUUGUUGUUGUUUGUUAUAAACUUAAAAUUAUAGGUUUUGAAAGGGAGUUUUUUGUAUAUCUUAUGUGCAUGGCUACAAACAUGCCCGAGAAAAUACUAAACAGUGCGAAAAUAUGUGAGACAUUCCACAAUUAAUUUUAUUCAUUUUCCAUUUA